Apis dorsata (giant honeybee) is the source of this 3225-nucleotide messenger RNA. Its product is annotated as serine/threonine-protein phosphatase 2B catalytic subunit 2-like. The transcript has 13 exons. NCBI's taxonomy places the organism in Eukaryota, Metazoa, Arthropoda, Insecta, Hymenoptera, Apidae. Gene Ontology annotation, cellular component: calcineurin complex; cytoplasm. The record is from RefSeq and is a predicted model, not a curated record. Gene Ontology annotation, molecular function: calmodulin binding; calmodulin-dependent protein phosphatase activity. Gene Ontology annotation, biological process: calcineurin-mediated signaling. The coding region runs from base 985 to 2259 and encodes 424 amino acids.
CCAGGAUCCAAAAAGUGCUUAUCGUUUUACUCGUGAAUUGUCGCUGGAAAAAAGAAAAAGAAAAACUGUGGACGAGGAAGCUUUCGAACUGUUCAGUUGGGACGAGGUUUAUUGAAUAAAACGAUCGCUGCUCGCCAAACGUAUGAACAGCGAAAUUAUAGCGAAGCGAGAGUUUGAAACUUUAGACCGACGUUGUUUUAAAGCGGCGAUGAGCGAUUUAGUAAGCCCACCGGGCCCGAAAUAGUGCUACUUUCGCCCUUUCCUUUCGUCUAACCACCUGUUAUUUGCGAUUAUUAAUCGUCGCUUUGGAUAAAUUUUCAACGAGGAUAAAAUCUCAAAAUCUCCUCCAUAUUUAACGUAUGUUAUAAUACGAUUGAUUUUAAUCUCUCGAAAGGUAAAUAACGAAGGAAUGAUAAAAGAUUGAGAACCGCUGGCCAUGGAAACCGGUCGUGGAGGGGAGGGAAAAUGUUGCUCGUUGCGCGGAAUGCAUCUCUUGGCCCGCAUUAUUACGUACGUAUUCCGGGGAGAAUAGAAACGCGAACGGUGCAUUGCUCGGUUGUGUACGGGAGAGGGAGAGGUGCAGCGGCCCCGUUUAAUCCGAAAAAGCAAUCCGCGCUAGCUCGUCGGCUUUUAUGGGCAAUUUUAACGAGCAUCAUAAAUCCGGAUGAUACGCUGUGUCGUUCGACCCGUGUCGUAAAUUACCAGGAAUAUUUUCGUAUCGUAUUAACCGCCGAAGAAUGUCCACGCGCGCAUGCGCGUAGUACGCGUACCUAGAGACCGAUCGAGACAUUUUUUAACGUCGCGUUUGCUUGUUUGUUUGUUUGUUUGUUUCGAGUGAAAACAAGAUUGCACGUGUUUUAUACCGGUAAUAAUUAAGUUGGUUUGAUUCCUCGAGUGAUAAUAAACGUGGAACGAUACUUGGAUUUUGAUAAUUUUUUGAAUAUACGAGUAUGCGGCGACAUUCACGGACAGUUCUACGACCUGAUGAAGUUAUUCGAAGUGGGCGGAUCACCCUCCACGACAAAGUAUCUCUUCCUCGGCGAUUACGUAGACAGGGGUUAUUUCAGUAUCGAGUGCGUAUUGUACCUGUGGGCACUUAAGCUGUGCCAUCCAACCACACUGUUCCUCCUUAGAGGCAAUCACGAGUGCCGUCAUCUCACGGAAUACUUCACAUUUAAGCAAGAAUGUAAAAUAAAAUACUCGGAGAGGGUGUACGACGCUUGCAUGGACGCGUUCGACUGUCUGCCGCUGGCGGCCCUCAUGAACCAACAGUUCCUCUGCGUGCACGGUGGACUCUCGCCGGAAAUUCACAAUCUAGAAGACAUACGCAAAUUGGACAGGUUCAAAGAGCCCCCGGCGUACGGGCCAAUGUGCGAUCUACUCUGGUCGGAUCCGUUGGAGGACUUUGGAAACGAGAAGAACGCCGAACAUUUCUCCCACAACAGCGUCAGGGGUUGUUCGUACUUUUACAGUUACGCGGCGUGCUGCGAUUUCCUGCAGAACAACAACUUGCUGAGCAUCAUUAGGGCGCACGAGGCACAGGAUGCGGGUUAUCGCAUGUACCGGAAAUCUCAGACGACGGGCUUCCCAUCGCUAAUCACCAUCUUCAGUGCGCCCAACUACCUCGACGUUUAUAACAACAAGGCGGCAGUGCUGAAGUACGAGAACAACGUGAUGAACAUCAGGCAGUUCAACUGUUCACCUCAUCCUUAUUGGUUGCCCAACUUCAUGGACGUAUUCACGUGGUCCUUGCCGUUUGUAGGUGAAAAAGUGACAGAGAUGCUGGUGAACGUGCUCAACAUAUGCUCGGACGACGAGCUGAUGAGCGACGGAGACGACGGGCUCGAAGAAGUCGCAGCGAAAGUCGUUGUCCAAAAAAAGAACGGUGCAGCAGCCAAUCUACGCAAGGAGGUUAUCAGAAACAAGAUCAGAGCCAUUGGCAAAAUGGCGCGCGUCUUCUCCGUCCUGAGAGAGGAAAGCGAGAGUGUGUUACAAUUGAAGGGGCUCACGCCCACUGGAGCUUUGCCUCUCGGUGCGUUAUCGGGUGGCAAAACGUCGCUAAAAAACGCUCUCCAAGGUUUCUCACCGAACCACAAAAUCACUUCGUUCGCCGAGGCGAAGGGUCUGGACGCUAUAAACGAAAGGAUGCCGCCAAGAAAGGACGCUCCACCCACGCCCGUAACCGAAGAGAAGCCUGUGAUAAAACCGCCGGCUAUGCCAGAGAAGCGAGAGCCAUGCACACCGCAACCGCAAUCGUGAGCCUCACACUCGUCCAAUCAAGGUGGCAAGGAUGGGUGUUAAGGUCCCAGUGCUGUCGCCGCCACCGCCGAAAGAUCCAAACCAUCGCUCGUCUCUCACCCCCGGUUAUUGUCGCCAGCGUGCCGUUCGUCGAGUCGAGAAGGAAGUGCCAUCCCGAGGAGGAGCGUUCACCACGAGGGAAUCGAUCACGAGAUGGAAGAUGCGGAGGAACGCGUCAUGGGAACAACGAGCGUCGUCGUCGUCGUCGCGUGUGCUGCACGCGUCUCGGCAGCCGCUGCUGCGACAGGUGCCCAGGACGACGAUGGAGAUGCUCGACAAUCGGUCGCCUAGCUUCGUUCAACUCGCGUCAAAAACGAGGCGAAGCCUCGUUCACCUGCCGGGAGGAGCUGCACGCCCGGCGUGCCCUCGUCUCUUUUGUCCUCUUCCUCCCUGCGGACGACGACUCGUACGAUCUUCUGUCACCGCUCUACGAUCCGUGGUCGCGUUGGAUCACGACUUAGGAGCCGUUUAACCGCGCUGGAGCGAGCGAGUUUGUUUGUACGGGAGGAGAAAAGCGAGAUCUCCGUGUGUAUGCGUGUGUAUGCGAUCGAAUAUAUGUCGUUUAUAUCGUGGUAUAUCGGAAGUAUAUUUAAAGAUGUUCCGUUGAAGUAUGCGAGAAGUUGGCGAUGAAGAAAACGGAGAUGAGGAACCGAGUUUCGUUUCAAGUGUUCUUUCGUGAUGAUGCUUGAACGCGCAUAGACACGGAGCCGAGUCAAAUAGGAGCAAAGCGUAUCGCGCUUUAGAUUCGCCGAUUUUUUUAUCAGGGAUCCUGUUGUUGUGGUAGGAAAGCGUAUUAUACUAUAAAUAAGUAUGUAAGGUAAUUCGAUGGAAAAUUGUUCUUCUCGGAUCGAGCUAAGGCGGGAACGGAUAGGGGAACGUUGUUGUUCGACUUUCUGUACGCGAGGCGAAUAACGAUCGAGGCAAGAG